AACCCUUUCCUACGCUGCUACGUGGCAUCCAAUCAUUGCCCCAUUACCUCUGUAAAAAAUUCCACCGUGCAGCCCCUUGUCUUUCUUCAUCGAGGUUUCUCUCUGAGAACUUCUCUUUGUAGAAAGCUCAAAUUCCACGAAUCAAUGGCGCUUCGCCACCUUCUCCGCCGGGUUAGGGUCGUUAGUCCCGAUCCUCACCGAGCUUACGUUGCCCGAUCCAUAUCCCAAUCACUCGCCGAAGCCCCUGAAACCUCACUCCCUUCACCGCCACCCCCAGACCGCAUGAUCUACGAUCAGUUAGCUGAAGCCGUGAAAUCAAAGCUCAGACGGCUCGAAAACCCCGACUCACGGUUCUUAAAGCACGCAUCGCCCUUUCCGGUAACUACUGAUCACACACCGAUUCUAUCCUUGCCAGAAACCAAAAUUACGACUUUACCCAAUGGUCUCCGAGUAGCCACCGAGUCCAAUCUCGCUUCGCACACUGCCACUGUAGCAGUCUAUAUCGACGCUGGGUCAAGGUUUGAGACUGACGAAACCAAUGGCGUGGCUCAUUUUUUGGAGCAUAUGAUAUUUAAGGGUACUGAGAAGCGGCCAGUGAAGGUUCUGGAGGAGGAGAUUGAGAAUUUGGGCGGACAUUUGAAUGCGCACACUUCGCGUGAGCAGACCGCAUAUUAUGCUAAAGUGAUGGGGGAUGAUGUGCCCAAGGCUUUGGAUAUCCUCGCAGAUAUCUUGCAGAACUCAGUCUUCGAUGAGAAAAGGAUCGAGAUAGAGCGCCAUGUGAUUCUCCGCGAAAUGGAAGAGGUGGGACAAAGCGAUGAAGAAGUGAUCUUUGACCACCUACAAGCAACAGCAUACCAGUACACGCCUUUGGGAAGAACCAUUCUUGGACCUGUUGAGAAUAUCCAGGCAAUGACGAAAGAGCAUAUAAGGGAUUACAUUUCUACCCACUAUGCUGCUCAUAGGAUGGUAAUAUCAGCUGCUGGAGCUGUUAAGCAUGAAGAAGUUGUUGAACAGGUUAAGAAGCUUUUCACAAAGUUGUCUGCUCAUCCCACUGUUACAUCUCAGUUAAUUGCAGAGAAUCCAACUAUAUUCACUGGUUCAGAGGUUCGAAUGAUUAAUGAUGACAUUCCUCUGGCUCAAUUUGCUGUUGCAUUCGGUGGAGCAUCAUGGACAGAUCCAGAUUCAGUUGCUUUGAUGAUCAUGCAAUUGAUGCUGGGAUCAUGGAACAAAAAUGCUGGAGGCGGAAAGCAUAUGGGCUCCGAACUUGGACAAAAAGUGGCGAUUAAUGAAGUAGCUGAGAGCUACAUGGCUUUUAACACCAAUUAUAAAGACACCGGGCUUUUUGGUGUCUAUGCCGUGGCCAAGCCGGAUUGUGUGGAUGACUUAGCUUAUGCUAUUAUGUACGAGAUAAGUAAGUUAUGUUACCAAGUCUCGGAACUUGAUGCCAUUCGUGCUCGUAAUCAGCUGAAAACUGCUUUACUUCUGGAUGGAACCAGUCCUACUGCUGAAGACAUAGGGCGUCAGUUAAUUACAUAUGGGCGAAGAAUUCCGUAUGCUGAGCUGUUUGCAAGGAUUGAUGCAGUAGAUGCAAGCACUAUCAAGCGCGUUGCAAACCGAUUUAUUUUUGACCGAGACAUUGUAAUUUCGGCUAGGGGACCUAUUCAGGGUUUACCUGAUUAUAACUGGUUCAGACGCCGGACUUACUGGCUGCGCUACUAGGUGGUUCAUCAUUCUUUGCUUUUUUAUUUUGUUACCGUUUCCAUUUCGAGCUUUUACUUUUGCACGGAGGCUUUUGUUAUAUAUCUCUUCACAAGAGGCGAGUCUAAAUAAUUUAAGCCUUCUUGUUCUUAUCUCCUUGCUUUCAACUAGUUCAAGAAAUUACUAUGACCAAAUUUUUCAUUUGCUGGGGGGUAGUGAAUAAUAAAGCAAAUUGAUGUAUAUUGAGAAUGAUAUUAGUUAUAUAGAGAUCUUAGUUCAUCUCUCAGGGACAAACAGUUUUAACCAUAAUAAAUGGCUUCAUUAUUUA
Molecule: messenger RNA, 2026 nt
Organism: Olea europaea var. sylvestris
Lineage: Eukaryota; Viridiplantae; Streptophyta; Magnoliopsida; Lamiales; Oleaceae
Product: probable mitochondrial-processing peptidase subunit beta, mitochondrial
Exons: 9
Coding region: 145-1719 (524 amino acids)
Biological process (GO): proteolysis
Cellular component (GO): mitochondrion
Molecular function (GO): metal ion binding; metalloendopeptidase activity
Source: RefSeq, a predicted model, not a curated record